GAUUUAUUGUCGUAAAGUCCUAGCAACCAUGGAAUAAUAGCAGUUCGUGUUAAUGAGCAGUUCAACAUUGACCGAAUGGAUUGAAAAAUACCAAUUUUCAGUUAUAGCUCAUUUAGAUUUGGAUUGCUUUUAUGCCCAAGUAGAACAAAGGCGAUUAAAUAUCCCAUCAGAUACUCCUUUAGCUGUUUAUCAGGUGUGGGAUGGAAUUAUUGCAGUCAAUUAUGCAGCGAAAAAAACAGGUGUUUGUCGAGGUCUUCGGGUAAUUGAAGCAAAGAAGCUGUGCCCUUGUUUGCAACUCGUUCAUGUCGGAAUUAUAGGGUUGAAUCCAUCAGAGGAUUCUUCUACCGUAACACCAGAUCGUCAAAAGCACAAAGUUUGUUUAAAGCGUUAUCGUGAUGCUUCUCAAGAGGUUUUAGAUGUCCUUUCACAUUACUAUAGCGACCAUUUUCAGAGAACAUCAAUUGAUGAAGUUUAUAUAGAUCUUUCAACGUAUAUUAAGCAACUUUUAAGAUCUAUUAUAGAGUGUUUAGCUCCCUUAGUUCAAGUAUUUAAAUGCCAAAAUUUUUCAUCUUUUACACAGGAUCAUAAUCAUUCGAACUGUGUACAAAAUGGGAUCACAUGUGCAAAAAACACUAAUGGUUCUUGUGAUAUAUGGAAAUUUUGCGAUGAACACGGUUGUCCGCUUUGGAUUGAUACAAAAAAUGCGAAUUCUGCAUGCCUCACUGAACCCAAACAAGAAAUUAUUUUAUGGAUCAUUUUGUGGUUACAGUGGUUCGAUCACGAUUUUAACAACAAAAUCGAGUCAUUCAGAAUUGGUACUUCGAAAUACGAGAUACUUAAAAAUGUAGCUAAAAAUCUUUUCGAAGACCAAACAGGGCUUUUAUAUGAAAUAGGAAAAGAUUGUGUCUUCCGUUCUUUAAUUUUGCGAAAUGUUGAUCCGGAAACUAACACCUGUAUACCAUUUUUCUUACGUGAUAUGAAUCAAAAUAAUUUUCCGUUAAUUUUAGGAAGUUUUCUUGUAUAUAAAACACGAAAAGACAUUAAGAUAAAAACCGGAUUUAAUGUUAGUGCAGGCAUCGCUAAAACAAAGUUUUUUGCAAAAAGACUUUCGUCUGAAUUUAAACCAAAUACUCAAACAAUACUUUUUAACAAGGAUAUUAUUCCAUUAUUAAAAACGAUUCCUCUCACUAGUGCAAACAGCAUGCGCGGAAAGACUGGCCGCUGGAUCGCUGCAGUGCUCCCCGACGUCAAAUAUCUCUAUGACAUACCUUCCAAGUAUACAUUGAGCGCAUUAAAGCUCAAAUUCCGUUCGUAUCCAGCGUGUAACGAUUUUGUAGAAUGGUUGUACAAGUUUGCAACUGGCGCCUCGGAGGAAUCUGUUCGUUCCGUAACACAAGUAAAGUCCAUGAUUUCUUGUAAAACAUUUCAAGAUGUGCAUACUAUGGAAGACUUACACAAUUGGAUUCAGCUUAUUUGUGCUGAUUUGUCCGAAAGAUUGGUGACUGAGUUUAAUAAAAAUCAACGUUUCCCUAAAGAUUUCGUGCUACAUAUAACCGGUGGUACUCCAGUGGCCUCUCGUACUAGAUCUCUGCCAGCUUUUCUGUGUUCUUUUACAGACCAAAAUCAUGUCGCAUCUAAAUUAGUAGAACGUAUGAUUAGUACUCUUUCUUCACGGAUUUCUCCCAAACAACUUUUCCCGUGCAACCGAUUAGGUUUAGGUGCCAAUUUAACAACUGCUCAAGGACAGCGUUGUAACAAUUCUCUUUUAUCAUUAUGUACCAAAAAAAAGGUUCUUAAUAAUUUGUCUGAUUGUGAUAAAUUAAAAAAGCUGGACUCUUGUAUUGUUAAAACGAAAUUAUUAAAACCCCAGAUAGUUUCACGAAAAUGCCAAAAAAAGAAAAAAAAAAAGGGUAAAAUUUUAUCUCGUUAUUUGUGCCCUUCUGUCUGCUUGCCUUCAUGUUUAGAAACAUAACAUAAAGUCUUUUUAAAAAAAAAUCAUUCGUCCCGUUUUUAUACGCUAAUUUCUAUUAUUGUUUCAAGUUAAAAAUGUUCAAUUGUUAUUUGAGUGCAUUUUUUGCUAUCUCGGUUUUUCGCCUGACCGCAAGAAAAAUUUCAUAUCCUUCUAAAAAAUAGUUUUAUAAUAUAUUUCUUUCGUCGUACAUAAUGAAUUUCUGAUAUUCAAGAUUCGAUUUUUUUAAUAACGAUCAUAUCUCUUAACGGAUGACUCACUUUGUUUGUUAAAACUUAUUCGUCGUCUUACCUUAUCUUAACACCGUUUAGUUGCUAAACUUGCACCAAA
Molecule: messenger RNA, 2299 nt
Organism: Hylaeus volcanicus
Lineage: Eukaryota; Metazoa; Arthropoda; Insecta; Hymenoptera; Colletidae
Exons: 10
Coding region: 53-1972 (639 amino acids)
Biological process (GO): response to radiation; error-prone translesion synthesis
Cellular component (GO): site of double-strand break; nucleus; replication fork
Molecular function (GO): damaged DNA binding; DNA-directed DNA polymerase activity
Source: RefSeq, a predicted model, not a curated record